AUGUCUUUUUUUGGAUUUGAUAGUUCACAUCCUCCCUCGGGACGCAACAACAAUCGUCAUGGCAAGAAGAAUGAAAAACCAUUGGAUUUUGAUGACACUUACGGUGGAUAUGAUGAAGAGGAAAAUGAUUAUUUGAACUCAGAAACUUUUGGUGCAGAUGUGGAAUUGGGGAACGAUUUUGAUUUCGGUCACGGUGAAUCCGCCCCACAACAACAACCGCAACAACCAAUUGCUAAUCAUAGAUCCUAUGUGGCCGCUGCAUCUCAAAGCAUUGCGCAUUCUCAUCCAAAUCAAAUGGACCCAAAUGCAGAUUUGAAACCAAUGGAAUCAUUGUGGACUGCUAGCCAACCUCAACAACAAGCUCCUCCUCAUCAAGGCCAAGUAUUGUCAAUGGAGGAAAUUGAAAGACAACAACGUCAAAUGCAAAUGCAUCCACAAGGUGUUCCACCUCCACAAGGCUUUACUAGCGGCCCGGCUCAAAAUUUUAACCAAAUGCCACCACCACCUCAAGUUUACCAGCAACAAUUGCCAAUCCCUCAACAAAACAACGAUGGUCAAUUUACUAAUCAGUAUAAUCCACGUAUGGGACCUCCCGGCAUGGGGCAACCAAUUCCUGGUCAAUAUCAGCAGAUGCAACCAAUGUUUAACCAACCUCCGCCACAUCCUCAACAGCAGUAUCCUCAAAUGUAUCCAACCCCUCCUCAAACAUACCAAGAUAUUCCCUUGCAAUACCAAGCUCCACCACCACCACAACAACAACCAUUGCAAGGUCAAGCAAAUCAACCCCAACAUCCAAUUGCAAAUAUGCCAAAUGCCUCUCAAUCCCCUUCCACUUUCCCUCCUCAAUCUCAACCAAACGAUUUUGAAUUGCAGCCUGCCAUGAACCUAAGACAACCAUCUCAACAAACUCAAUCUUCAUCUACUCCAACACCACAGAGUAUCAACUCACCAAUGGCUCAAGAAAAUGCAAGAGCUUCUCCGCAAUUAGAUAAUCGUAUCUUAACUGAAUCACCAAGGAAUAUCUCAAGACAAAAUCAAAAUCAAGGCCAGUCUUCCCGUGCUAACACCAAACAGUCUCAGCAAAGAAGAGAACCAAUGACUCCAGAGGAACAAAAGAGAUUACAAAUUCGUCAUGCUAAAGUUGAAAAAAUCUUAAAGCAUUCAGGUGUCAUGACUCCACGUGAUAAAGAUUUUAUUACUCGUUAUCAACUGUCUCAAAUUGUAACAGAUGAUCCAUACAAUGAAGAUUUUUAUUUCCAAGUUUAUAAGAUUAUUCUAAGAGGUGGUAUCGCUGGUGAAUCCAACAAGGGAUUAAUUGCUCGUGCCUAUUUAGAACAUUCAGGUCAUCGUCUAGGCGGUAGAUACAAACGUGCUGAUAUUGCCUUACAAAGAAUGCAAAGUCAAGUAGAAAAAGCUGUUACUGUGGCAAAGGAAAGACCUCAAAAGAAUAAGGACCAUUCUGGUGAAAAUUCUGGUCGUGAGGGUGUCCUAGGUAAGAUUUCUUCAUCUAUGAAUAGUAAAGCUCCACGUAGACAAUUAUUAAUCCCAACUCCAAAGAGUAACGAAGAUUUGUUAAAUUCAGAAGAUACUACAAGAGAAUCUACCAAUGACUCCACUACACCCGCUUUGGAAGAAGUUACACAACAUUUGGGUAACGUUGAAAUCAACCAAAAAUCAAAGACUAGAAGAAGAUCUUCGUAUGCAUUUUCAUCAAUUGAUCAAAAUUCUGUUUUAUCCCGUUCUGGAGGUAGAAAGUUUGUCUUAUCUCAAAUUGAAACCGUUUACGAAGAAGUCUUAGAAUUGGAAGCCAACUUGAGAAGUGGUAAGGAGAUCGAUAGUACGUUGUUAUGGGAAGCACUUCAUAUCGAUGACGAUGCUUAUGAAGUUUGUCCAUUCAUUUCCAUGUUAUCCUUUGAUAAAGGUGUGAAGAUUAUGCCUCGUAUCUUUAAUUUCUUAAAUAAAGAACAAAAGCUGAAGUUAUUGCAGACAUUCUUCAGUGAAUUAUCCCAUUUAAACAUUAUCAUUAUAAGUUCCUACAAGACCAACCCAUCUCCAUCGGAUUCUCAAUUGAAAAAGAUUGAUUUAUUCCAAACUGUAUUUUUGAAAAUUAUUGUGUCAUUCUUAUCGAACAAUUCCAAUUUUGUUGAAAUUAUGGGUUUAUUACUACAUCUAAUCAAGAAUAAUAAUGUUUCCUUCAUUUCUACAUCCAAGAUUGGUUUGAAUUUAAUUACUGUGUUGAUAUCUCGUGCUGCUUUAAUUAGACAGGAUUCUAAUAGAAGUAAUGUCUUAUCAUCACCAGAAAUCUCUGCCUGGAAUGAAAUAUAUGACAAAUUAUUUACAUCUUUGGAGAGUAAAUUAUCUUCAAUUUUCCCACCACCGGAAUAUACCGAAAAGGUGGUCAAGAUUAUGGUUAUGGAACAACAUGCUGGACCUAUCGAGUCCAUAUUUUAUGACCAAUCUUACAUCUGGCAAUUCUUGGCUUCGUUAGCCUUGAGUGGGAAAUUAAAUCAUCAACGUAUUAUAAUCGAUGAAGUCAGAGAUCAAAUAUUUGGUACGAUUAACGUGGCAGAAGAUUUGAUAAAGAAUGUCCCAAGUGACGAUAAAUCAAAUGCAAUUUAUAGAAGAGAAAAGCUAUAUCAAGACUUGAAUUUAUUCCUAAAUGUCAUGGGUUUGGUUUCUAGAGAUGGAGAGAUUUCUGAAUUGAAAUAA
Naumovozyma castellii is the source of this 2709-nucleotide messenger RNA. RefSeq names its product deadenylation-dependent mRNA-decapping factor PAT1 (gene PAT1). The transcript has a single exon. Lineage: Eukaryota; Fungi; Ascomycota; Saccharomycetes; Saccharomycetales; Saccharomycetaceae. Bases 1 to 2709 code for a protein of 902 amino acids. The record is from RefSeq and is a predicted model, not a curated record.